Messenger RNA from Capsella rubella, 960 nucleotides. RefSeq lists its product as uncharacterized. Bases 110 to 808 code for a protein of 232 amino acids. The transcript has 3 exons. The record is from RefSeq and is a predicted model, not a curated record. Lineage: Eukaryota; Viridiplantae; Streptophyta; Magnoliopsida; Brassicales; Brassicaceae.
CAGCAAACGAGCAUCAUUAAUCUUGGUACUCGUAUCGUCGUCUAGUUGGGGCAAUUCCCAAAUCUCACAAAGGGACCAUAUCUAGGGUUUGUACGUUGUUGCGAGGACGAUGACUACCAUGAUAAGCUGCGAUGUGACGGCGAAACGAGCUUCAGCGUCGGACGAUAACAAGCCUAAAGUUUCGCCGAUGAAAAAGCAGAAGUUCGACGAGGAAGACGACGAAUACAUUGAAAGCGAAACCGAGAGCGAAGACGAUGGGGUAUUUGAAGGCGAAGUAGGCGAUGGAAGAGUGCCGUAUGGGAAAUACAUAGGGCUAGAAGACCCAGUAGAACCGGAACCGGAGUGGGAUGUGGACAGCUUUGAUGGCCGCGAAUACGAAUCAGAUCCUGAGAUCCGUGGCAGCUUUGCUAGCGAGAAUGCUUACAUGGAUUACCGCGAAUACUCGAUCCAGGCUUUGAAGAAUCGGGGGUUUUUACCAGAUCCACUCAAUUUCAUCGGCAAUGUUCACGAUCUGGAUGGACCAGGUUGUAGAAACAUGACCAAUAGGGAGUACUUGACGGAUCUUGCUUCCUUGUGCGUUAAGAAACUCAACGACUAUAAGGGAAUAACUGUGGAAUUUGUAAGUAUUGUGAGAGCCACUUUGACUGCAGGAUCUAGAUGGAAGAUGUAUAUAACAUUUAUGGCUCGGGAGUAUCCAAAUGGGCCUCUCAUUGAGUACCAGGCUAAGGCCAUGGAUUUCGCUGGACGAUCUCGACCUCCCUUUCCCAUUCUCUGCAGACCAUCUCCUAAACCCCUUAUCUAUCACUAAUUAAUUAAGACAUACAUUUUGCUCAGUGGGAACAACUUUGUAGUUGUUUUAAUUUUCUGAAGACCGUAUGUAGUUUUGGAAGAUUCUCUUGUUUUGAAUUUCUAAUAUUUUCAAAUUCAUUAUCAUCUCGAUUAAGUCAAAGCAAUAUAAUG